This is a messenger RNA of Chaetomium fimeti, 1725 nucleotides long. RefSeq names its product eukaryotic translation initiation factor 3 subunit J. The transcript is spliced from 3 exons. Bases 476 to 1303 code for a protein of 275 amino acids. Gene Ontology annotation, molecular function: translation initiation factor activity. The record is from RefSeq and is a predicted model, not a curated record. Lineage: Eukaryota; Fungi; Ascomycota; Sordariomycetes; Sordariales; Chaetomiaceae. Gene Ontology annotation, cellular component: cytoplasm; eukaryotic translation initiation factor 3 complex.
GGGGAGGUAUGGAGAUGGAACCUGAGUUAGAGGUACUCGUAUCUGACAGACACGCUGAACGCCCAUCAGGAAAUUCUAGAGAAAAAAUAUGAAAAGAAAAAAAGGAGGCCGCAAGAGCGAUGUCUUAACUACAGGGUAUUCCAUUGGCUUGUUUAAACUUCCAUGGUACCCAAGUUCUCAGUUGAUAACCUUCCCUAGUGUAGGUCGUCUUCGCAAAACUGCAUUCAACAUACAUUUGAUAAAUCGUUUCGGGUGUGGACCCCGCCGUCACAAGCACAGACGGAGGAGGGGCAAGCCGGCCGGAGGGUGGCACACCCAGAAUAACUUUUCGUCGGCUGCCCAACCUUGAACCCAAUCAACAAACUUUCCACCGCAUUCUCUACCUAACCACCGGCGCAUUUCUCACACCGAAGCCCUCGCGCUACGACGCCAAAUCACAAAUACCGACAUCGACCUCCGAUAGAUACCUGCAGUCAUGCCCGGUCCACGCAAACAGUGGGAGGAGGAGGAAGAGGAGUCCAGCUCCGCCCCGAACUCCCCGGUUGUCGGAGCGGCACGCCGCAAGUUUGACGAUGAGGAGGCUGAGGAUAGCGAUGUUCUAGAAUCCUGGGACGCUGCCGAAGACUCCGAGGUCGAGCGCGAAAAGGCAAAGAAGGCCGCCGAAGCCAAGGCAAAGGCAGAAGCAGAAGCUGCCGCCAAUAAGAAAAGCAAGACCCAGCGGAUAGCGGAGCGCCAGGCCGAGCGUGCUCUGGCCAAGGCUGAUGCCGAUGACGAGGAUAGUGAGGAGGAAACCGAGGCACAGGCGCGCGAGCGCCUCCGCCGCACCGAGAAGGAAUCUGAUCUGCGCCACGCUGAAGAUCUCUUUGGUGGCAUCGGCAUCAGCAGCAGCCGCAAGGCAACGACUGCCGGAAGCGCUGUCCCGAUCGAUGCGAGCGACCCCACCAAGACGGUCGACCUAUCGGCGCUACCGCUGUUCAAGCCCGCGACAAAGUCACAGUUCGAGCAGCUGCGCAACGUCCUCGGUCCUAUCCUGGCGAAUAGUUCCAAGAAGGCACACUACACCCUCUUCCUGCAGGAGUUCACCAAGCAACUCGCCAAGGACCUACCGAGCGACCAGAUUAAGAAGAUCGCCAGUUCCCUGACUGCUCUCAGUAACGAGAAGAUGAAGGAAGAGAAGGCGGCUGAUAAGGGCGGCAAGAAAUCCAAGGCCGCCAAGACAAAGACUACUCUUGCUGGUGUCAGCCGCGGUGGCGGAGUGGCGGACACCAACACGUACGACGAUGAUGGUGCUUUUGGCGAGUAAGUGGUCUCGUCGCUUUUAUCCUCAACCCCGGGGUCUAACAUUCGUUCUUAGCGAUGAUUUUAUGUGAACGCCUAGCGCCAUGUCCCGUUAAUUCGCCGGACGGCCCCCAUGUGCUUCUCUUCCUAUCGGAAGGAGAGUAGGGGAUGAUGGCCUCGCCGGCAGGAUCACGAUCAGCGAUAACAACAAGACAUACGGGCAAGCCCUCCGCGGCCGCCUCGGAGCCUCACUUGGGGCUUGUCGAGCCACGACUGAGGCACAGUAUCGCCCCCGUUGGGGUGGUUGUGGCGGGGAGGAGGGGACUGCUUGGAAAUAGACCGUGGGUCCGCUGAGACAGCGUUGGUUCUGGAGUGGUAGCCGUGGCUAGGUAUAUUGAAGACAGUGUUUAGAGUAUUGCUCCAGUAGCAGAACCGCAUUUUUGAUUG